CUCCCCUCCCCGGCCCUGCCUGGCUCUGCAUUUGGAAGGCUGAUCUUCUGUGAAAAAAAUCCCUGACAUUUGAGUCUCUCCCGGGAUUUAUACCGAGCAUGCCCAGUGUUCGCCGUCUCCUCGGAGGAAACGGGUGUAGAUUGGAGUCGGACGGAGCCAAGCCUGCUGCGUGUCAGUGCGACUUUACAGCUGGCUGUGAGGUUAGGAGCAACUGGCGCUAGCUACACUCUUUUCUUGUCCCAACAAAUACUUUUUAUAUCUUUACAAGUAUUUAAAAACUCCCUAGGAUUUUUAUCGGGAAGUAUUUUUUUUCCCAACGUUUUUCUUUGAUUCGAGGAGUUUAUUUACGCGUAGAAAAGUUGAGUUGGAAGUCUGAGCAGUUUAGCAGCUCGGUGUGGUCGACUCCUCCACGUCAAGUCGGGCUCUGGUCGCAAUCCUUUUUCUUUGCGACUCGGUUGGAAGCAAAAAAAAGCUGGUCUUUUAAAUGCUUGUUAGGAAAAUGGAUCUAUUGAGCUAUCAGUACCUGGACAAAAUGAACAACAACAUCGGAAUACUUUGCUACGAAGGCGAGGCAGCGCGUCGAGGUGAUCCCAUGAUGCACCAGUCCAUGUCCUUAUCAUCGUCUGGCGUCUCCAACCAUAGCCACCGGACGGGCCAUCCACCCAUCAGCCCCAGCAAGAGGAAGCACAGCCGUAGCCUCAGCACAGGACAGGACCAACAAGACAAUGAUGACCAAGACUGUGACAACCAACACGUGGCCAAGAUGAGCCGGCUGUUUGCUGCACAGCUAGGCAAGCCUUCCAAUGGCGACUUCCGUAGUACUAAGGACCCUCGGGACUGUAGCCGCAGCCCCAUGGAGCGAGCCGCCGCCCCCUCCAUGGUUCUCCAUGGAAACCACCACCUGUAUGCCCCCCACCACCACAUGCCCAGCCUGGCCAUGGACCAGCCUCUCGCCCUGACCAAAAACAACAUGGAUGCCGCCCGUACCUUUGUCAUCUCACCAACUGUCAGCCCUGUGGAACGCCAGCAGAAUCGUCCGUCAGUGAUAACGUGCGCUCCGGCCAAAAACCGGAACUGUAACCUGCCUAACAACUACAGUAGACCAGCCUGCAACUCCAACUCUGCGUGUGUUGACCCGGUGAUCGAGGAGCAUUUCCGUCGCAGCCUGGGGAGGAACUACAAGCAGCCGGAACCCGUCUCUGACUCUGUGUCCAUCACCGGCUCUGUGGACGACCAUUUCACCAAGGCCUUAGGAGAAACCUGGCUGCAGAUCAAAGCCAAAGGAAGCUCCUCCUCCUCCUCCUCCUCCUCCCCUGACUCCUCCCCCAACAGUCACAUGGUCAACCACAGCCACUCCCCAUCCAUUGUGUCCUGAUGGGAGGGGCUUAGAGCCAGCUAAAACCCGCCCCCCCUGCCCCAUCCCUUAUUCACUGUAACACCACAGGUUAAACCGCCCUGCUGGAGAGUUACUGGCUAGGCAGGGUGUAUUCAUUUAGCUCCAGCCCUGUUGUAACUAACACCUGAUUCAUCUAAUCAAGGUCCCGAUGAACAGCUGAUGUAGAAGAAUCAGUCAUAUUCAUGAGGUCACCAAACUUGUUUUAAUUUUGUGUUGCAAAAUAUUUACUUAUAGUGUGCACUAACAAAUACGACCACAGGUGUGUUUCAGAGCAGGGUUGGAGGAAAACCCUGCACGUCCAAUGUCUCUCCUUCCAGGAAGAGGGUUGGCCUUGUUCCCUGGUGUAAGACUACCCUGCAUGAUGUAACCCCGUAGAGAGCUGUGCCUGUAGCUAGGGAUAUAGCCAUGUAUAUAACCACGGAGUAAAAGGGAAGCAUUUUCUUUUCUCUACGUUUUGACUUUUGGCAUUUAUUUAGUUUUGAAUUGACUUUUUAUGUAGAAGUAGGUUUUGCGUACUUCUUUCUGUUUGUGUUAUUGGACGCCUGAGAUUUUGAAAAGAAAAGCUGAGCGGGAAACAGUUUGUUUCUGUGUACAAUGAGAUGUACGGAUUCAAAAUGGAGACGCAUCCCAACCAACCACAUGCCUUCGUUACCAAAGAGAACUCUGAUGCAAAUCUGUUACCUCUUUUUAAAAGAAAGAAAAUAUAUUUUAUUACCCCAUCUUUCUAUCUCUCUGUUCUGUAAAGUAUAGUUUUCUCCCUCACCCCUCCACCCCUACUUUCCUCUCCUCUACUUUAAUCUCCUACUUUCCUCUCCCCUACUUUCCUCUCCCCUACUUUCCUCUCCCCUACUUUCCUCUCCCCUACUUUAAUCUCCCCCUUUCCUCUCCCCUACUUUCCUCUCCCCUACUUUAAUCUCCCCUUUCCUCUCCCCUACUUUCCUCUCCCCUACUUUAAUCUCCCCCUUUCCUCUACUUUCCUCUCCCCUACUUUCCUCUCCUCUACUUUAAUCUCCCCCUUUCCUCUCCCCUACUUUCCUCUCCCCCUUUCCUCUCCCCCUUUCCUCUCCCCUACUUUCCUCUCCCCUACUUUAAUCUCCCCCUUUCCUCUACUUUAAUCUCCCCCUUUCCUCUCCCCUACUUUCCUCUCCCCUACUUUAAUCUCCCCUUUCCUCUACUUUAAUCUCCCCCUUUCUUCUCCCCUUUCCUCUCCCCUACUUUAAUCUCCCCCUUUCCUCUACUUUAAUCUCCCCCUUCCCUCUCCCCCUUUCCUCUCCCCUACAUUCCUCUCCCCUACUUUAAUCUCCCCCUUUCCUCUACUUUAAUCUCCCCUUUCCUCUCCCCUACUUUCCUCUCCCCUACUUUCCUCUCCCCUACUUUAAUCUCCCCCUUUCCUCUACUUUAAUCUCCCCCUUCCAUCUCCUCUACUUUAAUCUCCCCCUUUCCUCUCCCCCUUUCCUCUCCCCCUACUUUCCUCUCCUCUACUUUAA
Molecule: messenger RNA, 2883 nt
Organism: Oncorhynchus nerka (sockeye salmon)
Lineage: Eukaryota; Metazoa; Chordata; Actinopteri; Salmoniformes; Salmonidae
Product: transcription cofactor vestigial-like protein 4
Exons: 5
Coding region: 485-1375 (296 amino acids)
Biological process (GO): negative regulation of DNA-templated transcription
Molecular function (GO): transcription coactivator binding
Source: RefSeq, a predicted model, not a curated record